AUGGCAUCACUAACAACAGCACCCGACCCAGCUCCUCUCCCACUUCCUCCAGGCAUCACGUCUCGCCAGAUAGAUCUGACUAGACAUGGCCAUCUCUCCUACCAUAUUCUCGAAGCCGGCUCACCCUCCGAUCCUCUCAUCAUUCUCCUUCAUGGAUUUCCAGAGUUAGCAUUCUCAUGGCGCAAAAUAAUUCUCCCGCUCGUCAACGCUGGUCCAUACCAUGUCAUUGCGCCCGACCAGCGGGGCUUUGGUCGAACAACCGGUUGGGAUUCACGCCCAUACUCAGAGGCUGACUUGCACAAUUUCUCGACAACCAUGUAUGUGCGCGACGUUCUUGCGUUGGUGAGUGCGUUGGGACACAGCAUAGUCAAAUGCCUGGUGGGCCACGAUGCUGGCGCUGUGACUGCCGCUGCCUGUGCCGUCAUUCGGCCGGACGUAUUUGAAAGUGUGGCCUUGCUCACUCAUCCGUUCAACGGGAUGCCAAAGCUGCCGUUUAAUGUUGCUGCUUCUUCGGCGGGGGCUUCAACCACGUCUCCUCCAGCCGGUGCUGUUGCUGGUGCUGGUGGCAAUAUCAAUGACAAACUCGCGGCCUUAAACCGGAAGCACUAUAAGUGGUACUACUCGACUCACGAUGCAAAUGCUGACAUGGCUGGACCCAUCACUACCGGUGGUCUUCGAGCGUUUCUGCGUGGGUAUUUCCACGUCAAAUCUGCUUCUUGGGGCAAAAAUGACCCACAUCCAUUAAAUCAGCAGGGAGGUGAUAAAAAGGGAGAAUGGCCUGUAGAAGAAGUUAUCGAAAUGCCAUGGUACUAUAUAAUGCCGCUGAAAGCCACCAUGCCGGAAGCAGUUGAGAGUCUGAUGACAGGAGAAUCUACAGAGAGCUCCAAGAAAUGGCUAACAGAUGACGACCUGGAAGUUUACGUCUCAGAAUACGCGCGUACCACUUUCCAAGGCGGACUGAAUUGGUACCGCGUACAAACCGCCGAUGCUGGCAAAUCGUCUAGGCUAACACAGGACUUGGAUGUCUUUGCCGGGUUGCCAAUCAAAAUUCCAUGUGCUUUCAUUGGCGGUGACAAGGACUGGGGCACGUAUCAACAGCCUGGAGCCAUUGAAAGGAUGUCUGGAGACAAGGAUGUAUGCUCCGAUUUCCGGUUUUUGCGCAUGGUGCAAGGUGCUGGGCAUUGGAUUCCGCAGGAGAAGCCGGCUGAAGUUGUGCAGGGGAUAUUGGAGCUUACCAAGAGUUUGGCCUAG
Molecule: messenger RNA, 1251 nt
Organism: Talaromyces atroroseus
Lineage: Eukaryota; Fungi; Ascomycota; Eurotiomycetes; Eurotiales; Trichocomaceae
Exons: 1
Coding region: 1-1251 (416 amino acids)
Molecular function (GO): hydrolase activity
Source: RefSeq, a predicted model, not a curated record